Messenger RNA from Macadamia integrifolia, 2014 nucleotides. Its product is annotated as protein NRT1/ PTR FAMILY 5.10-like. The transcript is spliced from 4 exons. Gene Ontology annotation, cellular component: membrane. The record is from RefSeq and is a predicted model, not a curated record. The coding region runs from base 184 to 1926 and encodes 580 amino acids. Gene Ontology annotation, molecular function: tripeptide transmembrane transporter activity; dipeptide transmembrane transporter activity. Lineage: Eukaryota; Viridiplantae; Streptophyta; Magnoliopsida; Proteales; Proteaceae. Gene Ontology annotation, biological process: dipeptide transport; transmembrane transport.
UGGGUCCCGCUCUAAUUCCAAUCCAACAUCACCCACCAAAAACAGGCAAACAUGAUUUCAGACCUUUUUCCCGAUUGGAACGGAUUUCCUGUCUCUAUUCCGAUCUUGAAAGGAACAGCUGCAAAUAUCAUAUGAUAAGGAGAAGAAUGUGCUUCGUGCAAAGAGGUUGAGUUUGGGGGGAAAAUGGCGGAAUUUGCAGAAGCGUCGACAAGCAAUGUAAGUAUGCUGCUGCUAAAAGAGACGGAGACUGUGGAAGGCGUCGUCGACUAUAAAGGCCGUCGUCCAGUGAACAGAUCUGAUACCGGUGGAUGGAGAUCUGCCGCCUUUAUUAUUGGAGUGGAAAUCGUAGAAAGGUUUGCUUAUUUUGGGAUAAGUUCAAACUUGAUAACCUACCUGACUGGGCCAUUACGGCAAUCGACGGCGACGGCGGCGGAGAACGUCAACGCUUGGUCUGGUGCUGCGUCGAUGCUUCCUCUCUUUGGAGCCUUCAUCGCCGACGCUUUUCUUGGCCGAUACCGCACCAUCCUUUUCGCUUCUCUCCUCUAUAUACUGGGGCUAGGCUUGUUAACUCUGUCAGCAGUGCUUCCUUCUCUCAAUCCACCCAAUUGUCAAGAUAACAACAACAACAGUUCUUGUCCUCCUGAAUUACAAAUCAUCAUUUUCUUCUGCUCUCUGUAUCUGGUGGCCUUUGCACAAGGAGGGCACAAGCCAUGUGUACAAGCUUUUGGAGCAGACCAGUUUGAUGAAACAGAUCCAAAGGAAUGCAAAUCCAGAAGUUCUUUCUUUAACUGGUGGUAUUGUGCAUUCAAUGUUGGUAGUCUGGCUGCGCUCACAAUUUUGAACUACAUACAAGACAACAUGAACUGGGGUCUCGGCUUCGGAAUUCCAUGUGUUUCCAUGGUUUUGGCUCUUCUUGUCUUCCUGCUUGGGACCAAGACUUACCGCUAUCAUUUCAAGGAUGAAAGGGGUAGCCCAUUAAUGAGAAUCACCCGUGUGUUUUUUUUAGCAGCAAAGAAUUGGCGAAUGAUUCCUCCAGCCUCCAUUGUUGAAGAGGAAGCAGGAGAAACUCAUCUUUCUCAUGGUGCUCACCAAUAUAAAUUUCUUGACAAAGCACUGAUCGCUGCCCCAGACAAUCCAGAUGGUCAGAAGAAAGACCUGAAGGCCUGUAGCAUCAGUGAAGUGGAAGAAGCAAAGGCUGUACUGAGAUUGGCUCCCAUUUGGGCUACAUGUUUAGUGUUUGCCAUUGUUGUUGCACAGUCAUGGACCUUUUUCAUAAAGCAAGGUGCAACAAUGGACAGAUCAAUAUGGCCGGGCUUCCAGAUACCGGCUGCAUCAUUGCAAAGCUUCAUCGGUCUAUCUAUUAUUCUCUUUGUUCCUAUCUAUGACCGUGUUAUUGUUCCAAUUUGUAGAACUCAUACCAGGAAACCAUCUGGAAUAACAAUGCUCCAAAGAAUUGGAACAGGAAUGGUUCUAUCCAUGAUCUCGAUGGUGGUAGCAGCAAUAGUUGAGAAGGAAAGGCUUAAAAUUGCCAUGGACUCUGGUCUUGUAGAUAUACCAAAAGCAACGGUUCCAAUGAGUGUGUGGUGGCUAGUUCCUCAAUUUAUCUUGUUUGGAGUUGCUGAUGUCUUUACUAUGGUUGGACUGCAAGAAUUUUUCUAUGGUCAGGUGCCAAAUGGGCUGCAAAGUGUAGGUCUCUCCCUCUAUCUUAGCAUCUUUGGUGUAGGGAGUUUCCUUAGCAGCUUUCUUAUCUCUGUUAUUGAGAAGGUGACUAGUGGGAGUGGCGGAGAUGGCUGGUUUUCAAACAAUCUCAAUCGAGCACAUCUUGAUUACUUCUAUUGGCUUCUUGCUGGGCUCAGUGCAGUAGAAUUGAUUGUCUACUGGUACUUUGCCAGAGGUUAUGUCUAUAAGAGGGAAAGAACAAUGUAAGGGGCCUUUUUACUAGUGAGAUCAUUUAUGGCCAGAAGAACAGUAUAUAUUCAAAAUAAAAGAAGGUGAUUAUAGCAUGCAUGUACAA